CACCACGUGACGUGCCUUAGCUUCCUGCACAUCUGUCAUCAUGUCUGCCAUCUAUCGAUGCGCUCUGUUCGGUCGUGUUUCCACUUCAAAAACUAGUUGGAUGCAGGUGAUGAGAUUUGGGUGUAACGUACAUCUUCUACGGAGGACACCCGACGUCCUCCGGAGAGUCGGAAACACGGCCGGAGGACGGAUAAAAACUCACUUAAGUGACGUAACCAUGUCUUGUAAUUCAAGGGAACUGUCAAGUUCAUCUCAGAAUGGAGCAGCUCGAGUGAAGAGGGUUUCUAUCGAGGGCAACAUCGCUGUCGGAAAGUCGACCUUUGCCAGACUCAUGCAGUCAGCCUGUACGGACUGGGAGCUGGUGGCAGAACCUGUCAGCAAGUGGCAGAACAUUGACUGUGGGACCUCAAAGUGGACAGACGCGUCCGCCCAGUCGACGGUCAGCAACCUUCUGCAGAUGAUGUACCAGGACCCGGAGCGCUGGUCGUACACAUUUCAGACAUAUUCCUGCAUGACCCGUCUGAGGACGCAGCUGCAGCCGCAUCCGGCGCGCCUACUGCGCUCAAAGGGAACACCAGUCCAGGUGUAUGAGCGCUCCAUCUACAGCGACAGAUACAUCUUUGCCCUGAAUAUGUUUGAGCUGGGUAGUAUCAACUCGACAGAGUGGGCAGUCUACCAGGACUGGCACUCCCUCCUGGUGGAACAGUUUGGACACCAGGUGGAGCUGGAGGGCAUUAUCUACCUCAGAGCUCCACCAAAGAAAUGUAUGGAGCGUCUGCAGCUCCGGGGAAGGGCGGAAGAGACCGGAGUGAAACUGGAGUAUCUGGAUAAGCUGCAUGCUCAACAUGAGAGGUGGCUUGUUGAGAAGACCACUGAAUUACAUUUUGAGAAGUUAAAACAGGUCGCUGUGUUGGAGCUGGAUGCCAGUGAGGAGUUUCAGAGUGACCCAGAAGUGCAGGAGGAAUUUAUAAGAAAGCAAUCCUGAAAUACCUUCUUCUUCACAGAUGAAAAACUUCUUCAAUGCUUUAUGAGAAGACAAAAUGUCAGCUGCCAUCCCCAGUGGGAAACAUAUGAGAGCAGUCAGGCCUCAGUACGUCAGCUGUGUUACAUGUAAACUACACGUGAGCCUCUCAUAGAGUGAGGGAAAUCUAAAAUAGUAUUAAAGGUUUUUGCUAUUUGGUCAUUUGCAGGGCUACACAACACACACAGAUUUAGUUUGGUCUGUAUAUAAAUUACUUUGGUACAUUUUAUUAUUUUGUUGUUUGCAUGUGAGUGUUUUGAGAUUCACUGGAAUAAAAGGAGUUGGGGUGACUUUU
Pungitius pungitius (ninespine stickleback) is the source of this 1316-nucleotide messenger RNA. It is a transcript of the gene dguok, whose product is annotated as deoxyguanosine kinase. Gene Ontology annotation, molecular function: ATP binding; deoxyguanosine kinase activity. The record is from RefSeq and is a predicted model, not a curated record. Gene Ontology annotation, biological process: nucleobase-containing compound metabolic process. The transcript is spliced from 7 exons. The coding region runs from base 41 to 985 and encodes 314 amino acids. Gene Ontology annotation, cellular component: cytoplasm. Lineage: Eukaryota; Metazoa; Chordata; Actinopteri; Perciformes; Gasterosteidae.